AUGAUUUAUCAUUUGCUAUUUUUGUCGCUGACUGCCGUUAUUGUAACAGCGCAGAAUGCUGGGUACGCACCCUUGAGAGCGAUAGUUAAACUUUCGAGUCCCGACGGUCGUGAUGUCAAUGGGAAUAUUACCCUCACUCAGCUGGAGGGCAGGGUGCUUGUUGAAGGUUCUAUCUACGGUAUGCCUCCGGGACAAUACGGCUUCCACGUACAUGAAACUGGAGACAUAACUAGAGGCUGUAUUUCCACUGGGUCGCAUUUCAAUCCUGAGAAGCAAGACCACGGCCAUCCCAGCGACGCGGUCCGUCAUGUUGGUGACUUGGGGAACAUUGAAUUUGAUAUGAAUAGAAUCAGUAACAUCCAUUUCGAAGACAAAUUGAUCGCUUUGUACGGUCCCCAUAAUGUUCUUGGUAGAGCGAUUGUUUUACACGAAAAGGCUGAUGACUUUGGAAGAUCUGACCAUCCUGACUCUAGGAAGACGGGCAACGCUGGUGGAAGGGUCGCCUGUGGAGUCAUCGGCAUCCUGUAA
This is a messenger RNA of Danaus chrysippus (African queen), 528 nucleotides long. The record is from the annotation of a GenBank genome assembly. NCBI's taxonomy places the organism in Eukaryota, Metazoa, Arthropoda, Insecta, Lepidoptera, Nymphalidae.